AUGCUUUUUGUUACGUUUGAAACGCUGAAAAUUCUACGAGUGCAGAACAUUAGAGAGAGCAUGCUGACAAGGUGGUUGACGCUGGCAUUAGUGGCAGCGACGUGGCGGGCCGCCGACUCCUGCACCUGUGCACCCGAACAUCCACAGACACACUUUUGUAAAAGCGAUUUCGUGAUCGUUGGCCGUGUACAAAAAUUGUUCAGAGGAAAUGACACAUACGACGCGUACAAAGUGAAAAUUCGAAACGUUUACAAAGCAACCCCAAAAGCAGCUGUAGCGCUAAAAUCAGGACGAAUAUUAACACCGCCUCAGGAAUCAUUAUGUGGUGUUAGUCUACAACCAAGAGAGACCUAUGUUAUAACAGGUCAAGUUAUGCACCUACAAGCACACAUACAUCUAUGCGGGUACAUCAACAAAUGGCGGGAUGUGACUCCGCGACAGCGAAAAGGCUUCCGGCUAUUAUAUAAACAGGGUUGUACUUGCAAGGUGCACGUAACACGCCGUCGCACAAAAUCACCCAACACGUGCGUGACGAACUACGACGACUGCUUUGAGAGGCACGGAAUCUGUCUGCACGAUCGCGAACGACGUUGCCGUUGGACCAGGGCUCCCGCUCUCACGAGGUGUAUGCAGAAACCACACUUCAACAGUACUAUGACUUGA
This is a messenger RNA of Parnassius apollo (apollo), 663 nucleotides long. The record is from the annotation of a GenBank genome assembly. Lineage: Eukaryota; Metazoa; Arthropoda; Insecta; Lepidoptera; Papilionidae.